This is a messenger RNA of Colletotrichum godetiae, 1701 nucleotides long. RefSeq lists its product as uncharacterized. Bases 1 to 1554 code for a protein of 517 amino acids. The transcript has 8 exons. Lineage: Eukaryota; Fungi; Ascomycota; Sordariomycetes; Glomerellales; Glomerellaceae. The record is from RefSeq and is a predicted model, not a curated record.
AUGUCGCAUCGAGACUACGGGAUCAAAGUGCCAAUUUAUGAUUCGAGACAAAUGUUGCGUAUCGAGAGACCGUUACGUCCAACUGCCCAGUUCAUCCACGUGUCGCAAAGCGAAGCUGGGAUUGCGUGGUUGGGUGGUAAUCAAUCACAGUGCCUGAAAAGGCUAGUUGUAGCGAUUUCGUCGCAUGACUUGGUCGGAGACAAGUUUGGCAGCGUCCGCCCGAACAACAGACUGAUCAUCUACGGGGAAGACUAUGACUUGCCCCGCACCGAGCCGACUCCGCCGACCUACCCCGCCGGUUUACCCACAUUUCCCGGUCGCCGAUGCGAGAUGUCUGACAAGGAGGGGGCGGCCCCCCCGCCGGAAGGCGUACUGCCAGAUUUUCAGCACCCGCGAGAUGUAUUGCAUACGAUCAAUUUGGUGUCGCAAAUUCUUUCGAUUGUGUCCGUCAGUAUCUUCAUGAUGCUGCGCAUUUAUGCGAAAACGCUCAUCGCGCCGCCAUUCUACUUGGAUGAUUGGAUGGCGGUUGUCGCCUGGAUACUGUCGAUCGGCUACAGUUCGACGGGGCUCGUGAUGCAUCGUUAUGGAGGUGGUUUCCACAUCUAUGAGAUCUCAAAGGACAAUUUCGUUGGGUUCUUGAAGGGGUUAUACGCGGACACGCUUGUCUACGGCCCAAAUUCCUAUUUCACGAAACUCGCGUUACUGCUCAUCGUGAUCAGAGUCUUCAGGCUGAACAAGAAGACAAUAAUCGGCACAUACGCCGUCAUAGUGUUCAUGACUGGAUACUAUGUGCCGGUCCUUUUUCUCAAAACGUUCAUCUGCCAUCCGAUUGCAGGUUACUGGGACUCCACGCUCAACGCUACCUGCUUGAACCAGCGGGCAAUCUUUGUUGCAGAUACUGCCGUAAGCGCCAUCACGGAUACUGCGGUUUUAUGUAUUCCGAUACCAGUGGCUUUGAGUCUGCGAAUGUCAUGGACAAAGAGACUGAAGGUUAUCCUCAUGCUCAGCGCAGGGGGCAUCGCUACCGCAGCUAGCAUUGUUCGGAUGAUUCUCGUGAUUCAACUGCAAAGGUCCGAUGAUGAACCCGUUGACUUCAUUCGUUUCAAUCUACUUGGGACUGCGGAAGUGAGCAUAGGCAUGAUCUGCGCCUGUCUUCCAGCACUCAACGUUUUAUUCAUGCGCGGAUUUAGUGGUUCGGCAGAAUCGACUCGCAACACCGGCCAAAGUAGCAAAAAGUACUUUGAGCUCAAAUUUCUCAUGGGCAGCAAGCUGCAAACGCAAAAUUUAACGGCAAUCAAUACCACCGGGACGACUGGGCCUGUGUUUGUAAGCACUAGUACAGAGGGCAUGGCACCUAAACAUAGAGAUUCCAUAUUUCCUAUCGAAAGAAUGAGCCGAGUAACCUUGGCCAGACAAGGAGACGUGGAAAGAGGUAUUUGGUCGGAUGAGUGGUAUACAAAAGUCACCGCGUCGCCUUUCUCGGAACCUGGAUCUCCGGAUUGGGCCCGGAAAGGUUCCGUGGGCUUCAUGGAAACAAUAACAGAACUGGGCUAAGGCCUAUGUUCUGCGGCAUCAGCAGCGUACUUAGAUCAUUAGGAUAUUACUUGGUGCACACCAGGAUGAGGUGCCUACCUGGUAGUGAAGUAGGCAGGAGCGAGUUUUACGUUGCGAGAUACCAAGACUUGGCAGGUUAGAUCGACC